AUGGAGUCUGUAAUACCAAAUGUGGAAGACCAUACACGACCUGCAGUCAUAGCUGCAAAGCUCCAUGCCAUGGUGAUAUGCCCUGUCCUCUUUGCACAGAGCCAUGCGAAGUUAGCUGCAAUCAUUCGAAAUGCAGCAAGCUAUGCCAUGAGCCAUGCGCACCAUGUGCCGAAGAUUGUUCAUGGUCUUGUCCACAUCGUGGACGGUGCCCAUUACCAUGUGCAGUUCCUUGUGAUCUGCUACCAUGCUCAGAGCGCUGUUCAAAGAUAUUGGCCUGUGGGCACCGAUGUCCAUCCAUUUGUGGGGAGGUCUGCCGAGAUGUUGCGUAUUGCCAGAUUUGUGCGCAUCCAACAAUCAAGGGGAUGGUCGUUGACUUUAUCAUGUCAACUACUUUUGAGGAGAUCGAUCUUGAUGAGGACCCAUGCAUUAUACCGCCAUGCGGGCAUAUGCUGA
Messenger RNA from Pseudogymnoascus destructans, 453 nucleotides. RefSeq lists its product as uncharacterized. NCBI's taxonomy places the organism in Eukaryota, Fungi, Ascomycota, Leotiomycetes, Thelebolales, Thelebolaceae. The transcript has a single exon. The record is from RefSeq and is a predicted model, not a curated record. Bases 1 to 453 code for a protein of 150 amino acids.